This is a messenger RNA of Ostertagia ostertagi, 1104 nucleotides long. The record is from the annotation of a GenBank genome assembly. NCBI's taxonomy places the organism in Eukaryota, Metazoa, Nematoda, Chromadorea, Rhabditida, Trichostrongylidae.
AUGACGGCCGCCGACUCUUGCUCACGAUUCAAUGGCACGAUGUCCGCCGAUUCACUCUACGGUCACUCACGUCGACGCUCAUUGUUUAUUGGACUGCCUCUCUCGCAACUAUGUCAACCCUCCACGAUAAAGAAACGUCCGCCCAACAACGGAGAUGAUGAAGCGAAGAGCAAGAUGACCGUAGUUGAAGUGGAUGACAGUGAGGAAACGCGACGAUUAGAACGGAAGAAGCGAACACAAGAAGAUAUGGUGGCGGAUUUUGUGAAGAUUCUCGAACAAAUGAUGAAGCCACGUCAAGCUAUCACAUCGUUCAUAUCCGCCGCUACUGGUCUGGCCUCCGUGACCACUGGCACCAUAUACGUGUACCGUCUACCUGACGCAGCCGUCAAAGCGAGAGAAAUAUCUAUCGUAUUGAUUAUAUACGGUGUUCUACAAAUCUUAUUAGCCACCGCAUUUUUCGUCACGUGUAUGCAAACAUCAAUCGCGGUCUCGAAAGGAGUGAAGGUUAGUGUUCUAGGAACUGGGCCAACGAGUGAGAAAAGGUGUCGGGAAAGCUCUUCCCAAAUCUUUCAACCAAAACCUUCGAUGAUUUCGAAAGUGGACGUAUUAACUAUGAGUGUUCGUGCUCCAACUUGUGGAUUUCUUGAUUUCGAAUACUGUAGCGAUUCCGCGAGUUUUCUAAAGAGGAUGUGUGGGCGUAAGAAGCCCAAAAGAGCGAUCAAUAGACCUAGUUGUCAUUCCAACUCCUCCUUAGAUAAGAGCAGGGGUCAGACCCAUGCUAAAAGAGCCCAGCCCGUAAAACGAAAAUUUAUGAGAAAUUCUGUUUUUCAAGAAACUUUAUUCUGCUUAUAUCCUAUUUGCUUUAAGGACGCAUUCCAAAUCGUUGUCGGUUUAAUGGUGGCGCUUGUGUAUGUUGCAAUAUCGCUGAUCUCUAUGGUAGUCGGAGUGUAUGGUUUCUAUAAAACGUUGGCGUUAGUGAGUUACGUCGACUACUACGAUACCACCUCUACAGUGUACAGCCCUCAGUUCCUGUUCUACACAUCACUCGUUGUUUUCGUUUUGCACAUAGUUCUAAUCGCCACGAAAUGUUGCUGUUGUAAAUAA